UAAGCAAACAAAAAGACUCCCCCCUGCAACUCUCCAAUCAACUUUUGCUUUUAGGGCUUUUUCAACUCCACCAUUGUUGACCCUUAUAAGCUUUUUCCUCCUCUUUCUAUCUCAUUGGUCAUCCGCCAAAUUCUCUUUUACGUUCUUCUUUCUUUUUCUCACAUAGAAUCCAAUCAUCCAUUUGAGCUGAUUCAGUCAUUUUCAGCAAAAAAAAACCUCAUUUGGAAGAAGAAGGAAUCAACGAAUCUCGAUUCUGUUUCUGUUGAUUCACUCAUUAAUAAACACAUUUGGAGCUAGAAAGAAUCUUGAAUUCGUUUUCACUACCAGAACCUUAUUCCAAACAAAAAAUAAUCUUUAUUUCAGCAUCCAAAACAAAAGCAUUUCUGGGUUGUUUUAAGUUUUACCAAAUCUUUUCCACCAUGGCUGAAGCUCCAAAAGCAGAGGAUAUCACUCAUCUUCCAACAGACCAACUUCAGGGUUUAGAGUACUGUAUCGACUCCAAUCCAUCUUGGGGGGAAGCGAUAGCUUUGGGGUUUCAGCAUUACAUCUUGUCUUUAGGAACUGCUGUAAUGAUUCCCAGUUUUCUUGUUCCUUUGAUGGGUGGUACAUCUAAUGAUAAGGUGAGGGUGGUGCAAACAUUGUUAUUUGUUCAAGGGAUUAAUACAUUUUUGCAAACACUUUUUGGAACUCGAUUGCCAACUGUUGUUGGUGGAUCUUGGGCUUUCAUGGUCCCUAUAAUCUCAAUCAUCCAUGACCCUUCUCUUGCCACCAUUGUCGACGAUCAUAUGAGAUUUCUUGCUACAAUGCGAGCGAUACAAGGUGCGCUUAUAGUAGCAUCAAGCGUGCAGAUUAUCUUGGGAUAUAGUCAGUUGUGGGCCAUUUGUUCUAGAUUCUUUAGCCCUGUUGGUAUGGUUCCAGUGAUUGCAUUGACUGGUUUUGGUCUCUUUGACAGAGGAUUUCCCGUGGUCGGGAGAUGCGUGGAAUUCGGCAUACCAAUGCUGAUUCUUUUCAUCAUGUUCUCUCAGUACCUGAAACAGUUUCAGGCGAAACAACUGCCGAUAUUGGAACGUUUUGCUCUUCUUUUGACGAUAGCAGUGAUCUGGGCCUAUGCACACCUAUUAACCGCUAGUGGUGCAUAUAAACAUCACCCAGAACAGACCCAAUUGCACUGCAGAACCGAUAAAGCCGAUCUCAUAUCCUCUGCACCAUGGAUAAAGUUUCCGUAUCCACUUCAAUGGGGUGCGCCAACUUUUCAAGCAGGACAUGCUUUUGGGAUGAUGGCAGCAGUUCUCGUCUCCCUUAUUGAGUCAACAGGUGCAUAUAAGGCGGCAGCCCGUCUAGCAAGUGCAACACCUCCCCCUGCUCAUGUUCUCAGUCGCGGCAUUGGGUGGCAGGGUGUCGGGAUUCUUUUGAGUGGACUUUUUGGAACUGCAACCGGUUCAACAGUUUCCGUAGAAAACGUCGGUCUUCUUGGAAGCACUCGUGUAGGUAGCCGAAGAGUCAUUCAAAUCUCAGCUGGCUUCAUGAUCUUCUUCUCGAUUUUAGGGAAAUUUGGAGCUUUAUUUGCGUCGAUACCUUUCCCGAUUUUUGCUGCGGCAUAUUGUGUGCUAUUUGGUCUUGUUGCUUCUGUGGGGUUGUCAUUCUUGCAAUUCACAAACAUGAACUCGAUGAGAAACUUGUUCAUCGUGGGCGUGUCUUUCUUCCUUGGCUUGUCUAUUCCCGAAUACUUUAGGGAGUACACGGCUGGUGCUCUCCAUGGUCCUUCGCAUACCAAAGCCGAAUGGUUCAAUGAUUUCCUUAACACCAUCUUCUUCUCCUCCCCAACGGUGGCAUUGAUGGUGUCGGUGUUUCUUGACAACACACUCGAGUUCAAAGACAGUGCAAAAGACCGAGGGAUGCCAUGGUGGGCCAAGUUCAGAACAUUCAAAGGAGACAGCCGAAAUGAAGAGUUUUACACUCUCCCCUUCAAUCUUAACCGCUUUUUCCCACCAUCAUGAGGUUUUUCAUAAGGGGUAGUUUUGUCAUUUUCAAGAUAGAGAUUGUGCUGAUCACAAUCCCUUUUCGAGGCUAGGAAGUUUUAUGAUGUGUUGUUUUUUCAUGAGAGCAUGAUAGCUUUGUUGUUGUUCUAAAUUUCAUUAAUUUCAUGUAAAUUUACUUAGCCAUAUUAAAUGGAAUUAAUUUAGAGUCCUCCAUUUGUUAA
Lactuca sativa (garden lettuce) is the source of this 2200-nucleotide messenger RNA. Its product is annotated as Xanthine/uracil permease family protein. Gene Ontology annotation, cellular component: membrane. NCBI's taxonomy places the organism in Eukaryota, Viridiplantae, Streptophyta, Magnoliopsida, Asterales, Asteraceae. Gene Ontology annotation, biological process: transmembrane transport. The record is from RefSeq and is a predicted model, not a curated record. Gene Ontology annotation, molecular function: transmembrane transporter activity.